Lathyrus oleraceus (garden pea) is the source of this 1460-nucleotide messenger RNA. Its product is annotated as glucan endo-1,3-beta-glucosidase. The transcript has 2 exons. The record is from RefSeq and is a predicted model, not a curated record. Lineage: Eukaryota; Viridiplantae; Streptophyta; Magnoliopsida; Fabales; Fabaceae. Gene Ontology annotation, molecular function: hydrolase activity, hydrolyzing O-glycosyl compounds. Bases 103 to 1290 code for a protein of 395 amino acids. Gene Ontology annotation, biological process: carbohydrate metabolic process.
AUUUUCCCUGUUUACUUUUGUUUCAGUCAUGAGAUAUGUUCCAACAAGAACUCCCCCAAAUACAAAGCAAAGCAUAUCUCAAAGAUACUUCUUCAUACACACAUGUUCCUUCCAUUCACACCAUCCACAUCACUCCUCUUUUACAACACCAAAACCAUGGAGAAAACAUCUCUUAUAUCUUUGGCUUCAACACCUAAUGCAAUUUUAUUGCUUCUUGCUCUAACUAUUUUCCAAGAAGUGCAAGGAAUUGGUGUUAAUUAUGGCAUAAUAGCAAACAAUCUUCCACCACCAUCUCAAGUUGCAAAGUUUCUCUUACACUCCACCAUAAUUAACAAGGUGAGAAUCUUUGAUGCAAACCAUGAAAUCUUACAUGCUUUUUCCGAUACCGGAAUCGAGAUAACCGUAACAAUACCUAAUGACCAAAUUCCAGACAUAACCAACUUAACCUUAGCUCAACAAUGGAUCAAAACCAAUGUCCAACCUUUUAUCCCUUCAACCAACAUCAUAAGAAUCCUAGUAGGAAAUGAAGUCUUAUCAACAGCUAACAAGCUUCUUAUUACUAGCCUUGUCCCUGCCAUGGAAACUCUACACAUUGCCCUUGUAAGUGCCUCAUUAGACAACUCUAUUAAAGUGUCCACACCACAUUCUUUAGGUAUUUUGUCUAACUCAAGUCCACCAUCAAGUGCUAGUUUUAGACAAGGCUAUGAUAUACAUGUAAUCAAGCCAAUGCUUAGGUUUCUUAAAGAUUCAAAUUCUCCUUUCAUGGUUAAUCCUUACCCCUUUUUUGCUUGUACUUCAAGCAACCUAGAUUUUGCGGUUUUUCGUGUAAAUUCGGGGCUUUUUGAUGAUUACACUAAACUGAAAUACACCAAUAUGUUUGAUGCGCAACUUGAUGCUGUUUAUUCGGCAAUGAAAGUUUUGGGCUUUGAGGACGUUGAAAUUGUUAUUGGCGAAACGGGUUGGCCUUCGAUGGGCGACUCGGCCCAGAUUGGUGUUGACACGACGAGUGCUUCUGAUUACAAUGGAAAUCUUAUAAGGCACGUUACUUCUGGGGAAGGGACACCUCUAAUGCCGAAUCGGACUUUUGAUAUCUAUGUUUUUGGUUUGUUUAAUGAAAAUCUAAAGCCCGGUCCAAUAUGCGAAAGGAAUUUUGGGCUGUUUUGGCCUAAUAUGAGUCUUGUCUAUGAUGUUCCAAUAAUGAGAAACAAUGUAGAUGUUGCUAACAAUCAUUCUAAAGCUUUAUUGUCAAUAAUGAUAGCUUUGAACUUCUUGAUAGGUUUUUGGGCAUAAAUCUUCUUGCACUGUUGUUCAUUUCUAGCAAUGCCUGUAAAAAGCCUGACCAGUUGGAUUUGAACUUCCAACAACCAGGAAAUCUGAUAUGGGCCAUAAUCAUGCAAUUUUGAAUGGCCACCAGAUCAAAUAUUAAAUGCUUUACAUUCAAAUGUUCUAGCUUGUUUGGA